Prunus persica (peach) is the source of this 665-nucleotide messenger RNA. Its product is annotated as MDIS1-interacting receptor like kinase 2-like. Gene Ontology annotation, biological process: protein phosphorylation. The coding region runs from base 51 to 665 and encodes 204 amino acids. Gene Ontology annotation, molecular function: protein kinase activity; ATP binding. NCBI's taxonomy places the organism in Eukaryota, Viridiplantae, Streptophyta, Magnoliopsida, Rosales, Rosaceae. The record is from RefSeq and is a predicted model, not a curated record. The transcript has a single exon.
UCUUUGUAGUGCAAAGGAAGAAGAAGCAUCAGGAUAAAGAACAAAACAACAUGCAUGAAGAGAUUUCCUUUUCAGUUCUAAAUUUUGAUGGAAAAUCAAUGUAUGAGGAAAUCAUAAGAGCAACAGAAGAUUUUGAUUCCAUAUAUUGCAUUGGGAAGGGAGGACAUGGAAGUGUCUACAGAGUGAAUUUGUCAUCUGCCAGUGCCAACAUAGUGGCCGUGAAGAAACUCCAUCUCGUGUGGGAUGGUGAGAUAGAAUUUCAGAAGGAGUUCUUAAAUGAAGUAAGGGCACUAACUGAGAUAAGACAUCGGAAUAUUGUGAAGCUCUAUGGUUUCUGCGCACAUAAACGACACUCGUUUUUGGUAUACGAGUAUCUUGAAAGAGGUAGCUUGGCCACAAUCUUGAGCAAAGAGGAAGAGGCUAAAGAGUUAGGGUGGAGCAAAAGGGUGAAUAUCGUAAAAGGUGUAGCUCAUGCCUUGUCUUACAUGCACCACGAUUGCUUGCCACUGAUUGUACAUCGUGACAUCUCAAGCAAGAACAUUUUGUUGGAUCCUGAAUAUGAGGCCUGUGUUUCAGACUUUGGCACUGCUAGGUUUUUAAAUCCAGACUCAACUAAUUGGACUACCGUUGCAGGCACAUUUGGCUACAUGGCACCAGGUAAUUAG